GACCGAGCAGCUGCAGAUGCUCCUCUGACAGCGGAGGAAGGAGGAGGUUGUCAGCGCGGGGUACUCUUAAAAAAGCUCUCAUCUGGUGAAUUUGACCUCAUUCGAAAAAACCAAUGGAAAAAUCUUGACGUUACGCGCGGGGUCCGUUGUUAUUUCUCCAUCUGUGUGAUAAGAGGAGCAAACGCGCGCAUAUUUCCAUUUGCAUGUCGCGCGCUCUCCGCUCUCUGGAGCACUGCGCUAUAGAUGAACGGAAUACAUGUCGCGUUACCCAGCGGAAUGACUUAUGUUAAAACGGUUGAAGUGGAUGAGACCAAUGAUGGCAGCACAUGAUGUUCAGAGUGUGCUCAUCUGUUGUAUUACAGGAAAUGAAUAGCCUUGCUUCUGCCUAGACGACCUUCUCACCUUUGUCUGUCUAGCCUGUAGAAUUUCAUACUCCACCUUUAAUCUGAAUAAAGGGAGACUUCGAGAGCACAUCACUCAGGGCCUAGGAAAGAAUCACUGUUGGAUUCAAUAGUGAUCGCUACAGCCACAAAUGGUUGAUUAUUUUUAAAGUGAAGUGCUUUUGCCACACAAUCUUCAAGGACUAACUACUUACUGGUGGGAAUUGUGUCAACAUGAAGGACAUAUCAUUUGUGGAUUAUUUGCUGGUGGGCCUUACAGUAACUACUUUUGUUCUUGCUGCAGAAGAAAGAGUUGACUGUCCUAAGCUUUGUGUAUGUGAGGUUAGACCCUGGUUUUCUCCUAGCUCUGUCUAUAUGGAGGCUCCUACUGUUGACUGUAAUGACCUGGGACUUUUUAACCUACCCAUAAGAUUGCCAGCGGAUACACAAGUCGUUUUACUGCAGACCAACAACAUUGCUAAAAUUGAGAACCCUCUGGAUUACCUGCCCAACAUCACAGAGAUUGAUCUCUCACAAAACAACCUGUCCUCAAUAAGUGACGUCAACUUGGGACACCUCCCUCAACUUUUGUCCCUACACAUGGAGGAAAACUGGAUAUGUGCCCUACCAGACAACAGCCUUUCUCAACUGAUCAACCUUCAGGAGCUCUACCUGAACCACAAUCUUAUCUCCUUCAUUUCUCCAGAGGCUUUCCGUGGACUUCAGAGCUUGCUGAGAUUGCAUCUCAACUCCAAUCGGCUUCAGAGUAUCAGCAGCAAAUGGUUUGAGCCCUUACUGAAUUUGGAGAUCCUAAUGAUUGGGGAAAAUCCUGUCCUUUCUAUUCAGGACAUGAACUUCAAGCCUCUGAGAAACCUGCGGAGUCUGGUCCUUACUAGGAUGAACCUGUCACAGAUACCAGAUGAUGCACUUCUAGGCCUUGAUAAUCUGGAGAGUAUCUCAUUCUAUGACAAUGCAUUCCCAAAGGUACCCCAUGGUGCUCUCAGGCAUCUUAAGAGCCUAAAGUUUUUAGACCUUAACAAGAAUCCCAUCGGGCGAAUUCAGAGGGGCGACUUUGUGGACAUGCUCCAUCUUAAAGAGCUGGGCAUUAAUAGCAUGCCUGAGUUGGUGUCCAUUGAUAGUUUUGCCCUCAACAACCUCCCAGAGUUGACUAAAAUCGAAGCCACCAACAAUCCUAAACUUUCUUACAUCCAUCCAAAUGCAUUUUAUAGGUUGCCAAGGAUGGAAACUCUAAUGUUGAAUGGUAAUGCUUUAAGUGCCCUGCACAGGAUCACGGUGGAGUCCCUUCCAAACCUCCGGGAGGUUAGCAUGCACUCUAACCCUAUCCGCUGUGACUGCGUCGUGCGAUGGAUGAACAUGAACAAAACCAACAUCCGUUUCAUGGAGCCCGACUCCCUGUUCUGCGUGGAACCCCCGGAGUAUGAAGGUCAGCAUGUGCGACAGGUUCACUUCAGAGAGAUGAUGGAGAUUUGUCUCCCUCUCAUCUCUUCAGAGAGCUUUCCCACACAAAUCAGCGUAGACAGUGGCAGAUCUGUGUCUCUGCACUGCCGUGCCUUCGCUGAACCCGAGCCAGACAUAUACUGGGUGACUCCAACUGGGAGAAGGAUCCUUCCAAAUGCUGUGUCUGAUAAAUUCUACAUGCACCCCGAAGGCACGCUUGAUAUUUAUGACAUCACUGAGAAUGAGGCUGGAUUAUACACCUGUGUAGCACACAAUCUUGUGGGGGCAGACCUUAAAUCUGUCUCGGUGGAGGUGAAUGGCUACUUCCCACUGCCUGUCAAUGAUUCACUCAAUGUCAAUAUCCAAUCUGUGCAGACCAAAUCUGUAUUGAUAUCCUGGAAAGCCACUCAUGGUAGCUUAUCACCAAACAUUAGAUGGAAUACGAUGCCCAGUGCAAAUCAUCCAACUGUGGCAUUCACAGCUAGGGUACCAUCUGACGUGACAGUGUACAAUCUCACACAUCUCAGCCCUGCUACACAGUACAGAGUGUGCGUGGACAUUCAUAGCAUCCACCAUAAACAUGACACAAAGUGUGUCAAUGUUAUAACUAAAGGAUUAGAGCAAGCUGUAAAGGACUCGGAAAGGUGGGAUGUGGCAUUGAUUGCUGCUUUUGGAGUGCUUUUCUUUGUGAUGUCAGUGGCUGGCUUUCUGAUUUAUGUCUUCAUGAGAAACCACUGCUUUUAUGAAGAUUUGAGGCAAUACCCAUCCAAAAUGGCUCUGAUGCCUGAGACCAGGCAGCGGUCUCCCUUUACAAGGCUCUGGAUUUCUGGGAAAGGGAUGCCAGAUGCUGUUGAGGUGAAAGCCACGUUCAUAAAUGUGUUGGACAACGACUUUUAAACUAGCUAUGCGGAGGACCGCAAAUAUGAUGAGCAAACUGACAAGACGAGAGUGGAGAACUUACUGUUCCAACAUGCUGUUUAUCUUUUUGCCUGGACACAGACAUCACAUACAAAUAGAAGGCAUGUCUGCACAUUUAACUAGCUCUAUAGCCCCUCAUCAUGAGCUGUCAGACAUGGCAACUGGCAAUGAAACGGUGGCAACUACCCAGAGAUAGCGGGAGAGACUUGCUGCUAAAAUAUGCAGUGUGAUAUUUCUAGGUCAUUAACUGAGAACAGAUGCUAUUAAGACAUUGGUAAGGUGUUGUUUCUCAUACCUGACUGUUAAAUGUGUAAAGAGUAGUGGAACAGUCCUUGUGGUCCCAAGCAAUACAGUCUGUGCUGUACGACAACCAUAGGCGAGUUAGAGAGACCGACUGUUUGUUAAGAAGGAAAUCUCAUAGAAUAGAAGGUUGCUGUGAUUAUGAUGUGAACUUCUGAUGAAAUAUGUUGUUUUUAUAUUUAAGAGCAGAUCUGUCUUUUCAUGGCUAAAAUUGUUAUAUAUUCUAUCCAGAAAUGUAACUGGUAUCUUCUGUGCAGUAGCCAGGCAGUAAACAAGUGUGAAUAACGUAAAGUAUGAAAGAUUCAACUUCAGUAACAAGACCACACAUUUGCUGAAUAAAACAAAAAAUGUACAUCUUAAGGAAUCUAUAUAUAUAUAUAUAUAUAUAUAUAUAUAUAUAUAUAUAUAUAUAUAUAUAUAUAUAUUAUAUUUGAUUAUAUUACUAUUAGGACUGGAUAUUGUUAAAUGCAGACACCUUAAAAUCAUUUCUCAGACAUAAACUGCGCAAGAUUGACCGUGACAGGGUAAGUGCCUACUCCUGAAUUUUACACCAGAAAACUUUUGGAUGUUACUUUUAAUGUUUUUUUCAGAGAUACCUGAAGAAUAGAGCCAUGAUUCCAGCCUCACAUGCAAAUUUGUGGAAAUACUAUCUCAGUAUUUUAAGCAUUAACAUGAUUUAAAAACAUUGCGUCCAUGCUUUGGGUGUGAAAAGUUAAAAGCCAUUUUUAUAUUGAUUGUGCUGAUCUACCCUAAUCGCAUUUUUCAAUGAGACCGAUGUGCUUAGGGUAAUGUAAAAAAUAAAUAAAUGUCAGCGUCCUUUUGAAAUCAGGAUGCUUACUGCUCCAAUUUGUUUCUAGUGAAUUAAAAAAAAAAACUUGAUAUGAUUUUUGGAGAAACUUACAUCGAAGAAGAUUGACUAUCAUCAACAGAAGCUACAUACAAUAGUGUCUUAAAGACAACAUGAAUUCAAUAUUGACCCUAUUUACAUUUUUAAUACACAUUCCUGGUCUAAUUGUGCAACAGUUCAUCACAAUUCAUAUUUAUCGUCUAACAUCCCUCUUUUUUUUAGCACCUCCCCUCCAACCACCGGUCUCCAUUCUGGUAUGGAAAGCCCCCUCUUCACGAUACACUCAAUUGGAGCUUGAUAAAAAUAAAUAUGUCACAUUAAGGAAGUAAAAUGGGUUGCAAAUACCAUUUCAUGUUGUCUUUAAAUGUAUCAGGAGGGAAUUGUGUGGUUCCAGUCUAAGAUAACCAAAGCAGCUGCACAGAAUCACAUUGUAUUUGCUCCAUUUAAGAUCCAGCACAGACAACUGAAAAAAUUACAAACAUGAUGAAUGCUUGUCAGCCAUUGAGUGACAUGGAAGAUUUGUCAGACGGACACACUCGUACAUCAGUGAGGCUUUCAGCAGUUCAGACAGGCCUUUUAGAGGACGGCUAUCAGUCAAACACAAGGAGAGCUAAAUUAUAACUCAAACUCUAAGCCAGCACUGUUCAGGCAGGCAGGAAUCCACUUGCUUUUACCCUCACUUUUCAGUCACAUAUCAGGUUGAGGUUCUUCUAAAGCUCACUGACAAGGUCACUGUGUAUCUGCACUGCAUCAAAAGAAACAGCAUACUAGCAAGAGUGCUAUUCAACCACAAUAGAUUUUGGACACCAGAUAAUAUCAAGAUUGCAAUGAAUAGUAAGAGCUGAAAAAUACAAGUUGGUGUUUAGAUUGUAGUCAGAUGAAAUUGUUGCUAUGUGCUUCUGUGUUCUGUGGCGACCAUAUUAGGCCUAAUACAUCUUGCAUGAAAGGAGUCAGCAAAAUGUCAGUUUAAUGCCUAAAGAGGACAGAAAGUAAUGACAAGAUCUGUGAUCAAUCUUCAAACAUAUUUUAGAGCACCUCUCAGAGUUGAAAGAACUCCAAGGCCGUCUACUAUGAUCUUACACCUCUUCUCUAGGCCGAUUUAGACUUCUGUGUUGAACCUUUGCUGUAGGCUAUGCGUAGCCUACGCUGUAGACUGAUGUGCACCUCUUCAAAAACGUAACUGCGUGUCACGUCGAUGCAGACCACAGCAGCUGCGAUUGGUGCAGCUUUGUAACCAGAGACCGCCCCCCAGGAUGAUAACAACGAUAUCUGAGGUAGCGUCGCAUUUUACCUAGAUUAUUUUAACAUCUAUGUUAUAUCACAUUGCAUUUGUACUUGGGACCAUGAAAGCAAUUGUCUCAAUCGGGAGCAUCUUCCGUUUUUAUGUUCUGUUUGUGUUUCAUGAAGUUACAAGUGAAACGCAACAAAAGAUAUCCGUUUACAGCUUAGAAACACUAAAAGCUUUUUUUCUCAGGGUUUUUACUUGAUAUUAGUUUGAUAUGUGAGUGAAACAAUAUGUGUUGCAUUCUACUCGCAAACAUUCCGAUCUGCAUGAUGAUUUGACCGUAUGUUUGACAGUAUUGUGUACAGUAAAUAAUAAUCAGUUAUGGAAAUGGAACACUUCUAAUGUGUCAGCAAAUUAAAAAGCAGCUGAUAAGAGUUGGUAAUAUUGCCUAUAUGCAUUGUAAAGUCUUAAAAAAGACUUUGUGUGUUCGCCAAGCGAGAAAAAAGUGUUCGCCAAGCGAGGUACGGUAUAGUUAUUAAUUUGAUGAUUUCUUUUUCAAUAUAGAACGUCAAAAGUAUGCCAAAAUAUUUAUGUAUUAUUAUUUAAGCAACUCGAGAACAAGCAUACAGUUUUUUAUUUUUAUUUUAUUUUUUCUUCAUUUUAUUUGCUCCCUGUACCUACCCAAAUUUCAACAUGUUCACUUUCUUUGAACUCAUUUUUAAUGCUAUAAUAAUUUAAUAAAUACUUUUGAAUCCACAAA
This is a messenger RNA of Myxocyprinus asiaticus (Chinese sucker), 5888 nucleotides long. RefSeq names its product leucine-rich repeat neuronal protein 3-like. The record is from RefSeq and is a predicted model, not a curated record. The transcript has 2 exons. NCBI's taxonomy places the organism in Eukaryota, Metazoa, Chordata, Actinopteri, Cypriniformes, Catostomidae. The coding region runs from base 615 to 2735 and encodes 706 amino acids. Gene Ontology annotation, molecular function: protein binding.